Rhagoletis pomonella (apple maggot) is the source of this 1947-nucleotide messenger RNA. RefSeq lists its product as uncharacterized. Gene Ontology annotation, biological process: proteolysis. The transcript is spliced from 2 exons. The annotation marks the transcript as partial. The record is from RefSeq and is a predicted model, not a curated record. Gene Ontology annotation, molecular function: aspartic-type endopeptidase activity. NCBI's taxonomy places the organism in Eukaryota, Metazoa, Arthropoda, Insecta, Diptera, Tephritidae.
GCCGCCAACGCAGAGCCAUUCCCAUAUCCACCACCAAGUCUACAACCGCCAUCGCAACACCCGCCAACGACAUCCAUCGCACCAAACGCUGACGUGCUAAACAACGGCAACCAUGUGCCGACCGUUACCUUUGCGCCCAUCAUCGACCAGGUACGCAAGUGGUUGGUGAAGUACGAUGGAGGACGCGACCCGUUGGCGUUUGCAGAGCGAUUGGAGGAGUUAGCCGACGUCUACGCAUUAAACGUAGACCUGUUACCAAAGACGAUGCCUGAAUUGCUAAGCGGCACCGCCCUCCAGUGGUACCGCAACAACAACGAACACUGGAGCACCUGGCACUCAUUCAAACGUGAUUUCCUGAACUUUUUUCUGCCGGCCCAGUAUUUUGAGCGUUUGGAAGACGACAUCAGGCAACGGAGGCAGCGCCCGCGAGAAAAAUUUAAGGACUACGUGAUCGCGAUCCAGAACCUGAUGCGACGUGCAGCCUACAGCAACGAACAACGGUUGGAGAGAAUCUUCCGCAAUAGUCACGCCGAUUACUUACUGUACAUUAAACGGCGGGAUUUUAACACCUUGCCGGAGCUCCUAGCGCUCGCGGAAGAGUACGAAGGCAUACAAGAAAGUCGUCGGCGGGCCCCAGAAACCGCCCGACGAGAAAUAGUGAGGCAUGUUGGUGACGACACCAUUAUGUCACCACCCCAACCGAGACAGGCAUUUCAGCAACGACCGCCACCACGCAUGGAUCAGCAUCAUCGAGAAGCCCCCGAGUACAGCGCCGGACAACCAAUAAUUUUGAGCCAGGAACGCGGCCGCCUCUACGCCCUAAUCUCGUUGGGUGGAGCGCCCGCGGAAGCCGUCAUCGACACAGGAGCCUCGAGAAGCUUCGUGUCCGCCAGCGUGGCGGAGCAAUUGGAGCAGAAAAAGGAGGCGCCAUACAAGAGGCGACGGUCCGCAAGGGAGAAUAUCAAUAGAAUUGAACACGAGGAUCUCAACCACGAAGAUGAGGCAGCCCGCAUACGCGACUUUCUAGCCGAAGAACUGCAAAAAUUCGAGACUAUUAGCGGAGUAGCCACCGUGGGAGAGCACCGGAUCAUCAUGACUGAUGAACGUCCCAUCAAACAGCGGUACUUCCCGCGCAACCCUGCGAUGCAAUCUGUAAUCGACACGGAAAUCGAUGAGCUACUCAAGAAAGGAUGUAUUGAGCCGUCUCGCAGUCCGCACAGUGCACCGAUCGUACUAGCCCGGAAGAAGAACGGCAAGUGGCGCUUAUGCGUGGACUACCGGCAGCUCAAUGCCCGGUCAGUACCGGACGCAUACCCCUUGCCGAGGAUACAGCACAUACUGGACAAACUGCGCCAGGCAAAGUACAUAAGUAGUUUAGACCUCAAGAACGGGUACUGGCAGAUACCCCUGGAGCCCAAGAGCCGCCCGUACACAGCCUUCACCGUACCGGGACGCGGCCUGUUUCAGUGGCGCGUCAUGCCGUUCGGCCUACAUUCCGCCCCCGCCACAUUCCAGAGAGCGCUAGACCAAGUCAUCGGCCCGGAAAUGGAGCCCUACGCGUUUGCCUACCUCGACGACAUAAUCGUCAUAGGCUCCACCUUCGACGAACACGUGGAACACUUGCGGGCGGUACUCCGACGACUACAGCGGGCCAUCGUGUGCAUUAACUCCGAGAAGUGCGACUUUUUUAAAAGGGAGCUCCGGUACUUGGGCCACGUCAUUAGUGACAAGGGCAUACACACCGACCCCGACAAAGUUGCCGCCAUCAAGGAACUAAAACCACCGACCAACGUGAAGGAGGUACGCCGAUACCUCGGGAUAGCUUCCUGGUAUCGCCGGUUCGUACCCGACUUCGCUGCGCUAAGCCAACCACUCACCGCCCUCCUGAAGAAAGGCAAACACUGGCGCCAUACUGGGGAACUGAGCAACAGGAAGCGUUCGACGUGA